AUCCCAUCGACCACGCGCCGCCGAUGGCUUCUUCGCCGACGACGGUGAGGGAGGUGGCGAGCGAGGGAGUGGCUGCGCCCACGGCGCCGGAGGCGGCGAGACAAGGGGAGGUGAAGCGGUCUUCGCCGACCGCAUGGGAGACGGCCAUGCUGCCGCUCAGCAUGGUCGCCGUUCAGGUGAUCGUCGUGGGGAUGUUGCUGCUCUCGAAGCUCACUCUCAGUGCUGGAAUGAGCCCCUUCGUCAUCCUUGUGUACCGCAACAUGAUCGCCGCAGCCGCCGUCGCCCCUCUCGCCGUCUACUUCGAGAGGGAAAUUUGGAAAGAGAUAAACUGGUCUGUAUGCUGCUGGAUUUUUGCAAAUGCUGCGUUUGGAGACGUCCUGGCAAUGGGCCUGUAUUUCUACGGGCUGCGGACGACCAGCGCUGCUUACUCUUCUAUCUUCCUCAACCUGAUCCCAAUUGCCACCUUCGUCACUGCGAUAGUGCUACGGGCUGAGAAUCUAGCACUGGGACAGUGGCCAGGAAAGAUGAAGCUGCUUGGCGCGCUGCUCUGCGUCGGCGGAACCAUGCUGGUAAGCCUGCUGAAAGGCCCGCCGCUGCAUCUUUGGCCCACCAACCUGCUCGGGUACUCCCAGGCACCUGCAGCCAACGCGACGGGUGCUCACCACAACAUGGUGGUAGGUACCCUCUGGUUGUGUGGCAGCUGCAUGAGCUAUGCACUCUACUUCAUCGUCCAGGAAAGGCUUGUGAAGGUGUUCCCGUCAACCUAUUGGAUGACGUCGCUCACGUCGCUGGUGGGGAGUAUUCAGGCCUUGGUGGUGGGUGUGUUCCUCGUCCGUGACAGAGCGGAAUGGAAGCUCCACUGGAACCUGGAGCUGCUGACUGUCGUGUAUUCGGGUGUACUCAACACCGGCCUCGCGUUUCUGCUGCUCUCGUGGGUGAUCCGCCGGAGUGGACCCAUCUACCCGACCAUGUUCAACUCAGUUUGCUUGGUUAUGACCACUGUUCUCGACUCGGUCCUCCUUGGCACCCAGAUCUACCUUGGGAGCGUUCUCGGGACAGUCAUAAUCGUGGUGGGAAUGUAUGCGUUCCUUUGGGGCAAGGGUACCGAGCUCAAGCGCGCCGCGAUGGCGAAGGCAUCACCGACCCAGGAGGCGUAGCAGGACCAGCUGAAAGGUGGACUAGGAGUAGGAUAAUACCCGUAGUCUUUGCCGCUUGUCAUGGUUGAUACAGUAACGUAUUGUAUGAGUUGCUGUAAACUGAUUGGAGACCAAGCACCCGGUGGUUACUCUUCCUUGCCCGUAGGUUGGACUUCUUCUCGAUACUGUACCUCCUUGUGUUAAGUGGAAUCUCAAGAAAUAAUGGGCGCAUAUAUGCCAGAGCCCAGAGGAAUUGGGCACAACAACUCCGAGCAUUGUUAUUGGAAAACAUUCAGUUUGAUGUAGGCAAGGAUGGAAGCAGAGCAUUGUUAUUGGAAAGCUCUUGGUAAGCUGUUUGGUUCCAGGAGAAUUUCUUUGUUCAC
This is a messenger RNA of Setaria italica (foxtail millet), 1519 nucleotides long. RefSeq names its product WAT1-related protein At1g25270. Gene Ontology annotation, cellular component: plasma membrane. The transcript is spliced from 7 exons. Gene Ontology annotation, molecular function: transmembrane transporter activity. Lineage: Eukaryota; Viridiplantae; Streptophyta; Magnoliopsida; Poales; Poaceae. Bases 24 to 1157 code for a protein of 377 amino acids. The record is from RefSeq and is a predicted model, not a curated record.